Messenger RNA from Elaeis guineensis (African oil palm), 1280 nucleotides. Its product is annotated as peptidyl-prolyl cis-trans isomerase FKBP19, chloroplastic. NCBI's taxonomy places the organism in Eukaryota, Viridiplantae, Streptophyta, Magnoliopsida, Arecales, Arecaceae. The record is from RefSeq and is a predicted model, not a curated record. Gene Ontology annotation, molecular function: peptidyl-prolyl cis-trans isomerase activity. Gene Ontology annotation, cellular component: chloroplast; thylakoid.
CUUGUUGUAUGGUCCUGCUUUAUCCCAUUCCACGCUCCGGAUAUCUCCGGGCAACCACCAAUAUUCAAAAUGACCAAAAAGUCCUCAAGCGCUUUCGGCGCUUCAGCCCACUUAACUUCCAAUGACCUUUGAGCAUAAUAGUCUUUUCGUAUGCUUCCGGCCUUCUAUCUCUCCUAUUUCGCGCUGAGCGCCCUCCCGCUUCGCUUCUCUCCUUCUCCUAAGAACGCAAAUGGCGUCGAUCUCCGCUCUAGGGUUCUUUCCGAACCUGACCAAAAUCGCAAGAGGUUCUCCUUGCCUUCUUCCUCCUGAGGGUAGGGAUUUUAGGAGGGGCGCGCCUCAGAUUGCAAGGAAAUCUUCGCUCGAAAGCGAUGGGAUCGUCGACUCAGAAGUCUCCAACUUGGGCGGAGAGACAAGAAGGAAACUACUAUUGGUUUCCACAAUUGGGUUUACUAUCGGUACUCUGCAACAUGCUCUGGAUGAUGGAAAGGCUGGUGCAUCUGAAUUUACUGAUAUGCCAGCACUUCGUGGAAAGGACUAUGGUAAAACAAAAAUGCGAUAUCCAGAUUACACUGAGACGCAAUCAGGCCUUCAGUACAAGGAUUUGCGAGUAGGUGAUGGUCCUGCACCAAAAAUGGGUGAGACUGUAGUGGUUGAUUGGGAUGGUUAUACAAUCGGAUACUAUGGUCGCAUCUUUGAAGCUCGAAACAAGGCAAAAGGCGGUUCCUUUGAGGGAGAUGAUAAAAAUUUUUUCAAAUUUAAGCUUGGAUCAGGACAGGUCAUACCAGCUUUUGAGGAAGCUAUUGUGGGCAUGGCUCUAGGAGGUAUUAGGAGGAUAAUAGUACCCCCAGAGCUGGGAUAUCCAGAUAAUGACUUCAACAAACUUGGCCCCAGACCAACAACCUUUUCGGGCCAGAGAGCUCUUGAUUUUGUUCUGAGGAAUCAGGGCUUGAUAGACAAAACUCUCUUGUUUGAUAUAGAGCUUCUUAAAAUUGUUCAAAACUAGUCUCCCUCCAGGGAGACAUCUGAUGAACCUUUUGUAUAUGGGACAAGAUAUUUGACAUUACAAGAAAGGCACAAUCUUCUCUAUGGCGCUUGGGAUUUUGUCAUACCAGAGGACUCAGAACAUAUACCAUUGAUUUUGCAUUUGAUGUGACUUGCAGGCUGCAUUACUUCCAAGAAGAAUGUGAUAACUUUUCUAAAGUAACAGUGUUUCAGAAUAGUUGCUUGUCAUGCUUAUUAGUAUUUUUGCAUGGAAAAUAUUAUUUUAGACAAUUUUCAUA